GAGACAGGAGCGAUUCGGCGCCGCUGCCGCUGCCGCGAAGCCUCACAAGGGAUAACAUCGAAGGCUAAGCUGCAGCAAUGACGAAAGAGUCGGCGGAGACCGAUGCCUUCGUAGAGAAGCAGACGCUCGCGUCUCAGAUCAUGCGCGCCUCGGAGGGCGAGCCGCCGGUCCUCGCCAAGGUGGCCAACACGCUCAAGCCGCUCGCGAAGCCGAUCGGCUUCAUCGCACGGCUGCUGAUUGACUACAUCGGCCCCUUCUACCUGAAGCUGGGCAACCUCGGGUUCGAGCUGUACCAGAGGCUGCCCAAGGAGGCGAUCCAGACCCUCGCCGGCCUCGCGCUCACCUUUUGUGGCGGCGGAUACACCGCCUCCAUCUCAGCGGUCAAGGCGUUCCAGGUCUGCGGCUGGGACAGGACAGAGGCGGCGCUGAUCGACAUCGGCAAGGACGUGCAGGCGGUGUGGGCGGCGAACGUGAGCGACAGCAAGAAGCACGACGACGCGGCGCACCUCGAGAAGGGCGACAUCGACUCGAACGAGCUCCUCUCGCGCAAGCUAGCUGUCUCUGCGCAGGCCGCCGUCAAGGACCCGGAAAAGCUGUCGGCGGCGCUCGGCGGGCUGAUGACGUCGUGGAUCGCGGUGCAAGGCAUGCUGCGCAUCGAGUUCGCAAAGACGAUCGCCCUCGGCAUCUCCAUCUCGGGCAUGAUCGCGCCGCUCGCGCAAAAGGUCGCCGUGCCCUUCCUGGUGCACACGCUGCCAAAGGAGUACCACAACUGGAUACAGUUCGUCAUCAAGAACGCCUCGCGCUCGAUCGGCUGCUUCAUCGCGUGGAAGCUGCAGGAGGUUGUGUCGGCGGCGCACUUGGCGAUGGUGGGCGGGCUCAUGUUUGCGCGCGGGCUGAUGGCGUGGGUGCGCAACAAGGGGUACACCUCGAUCCCGGAUGAGGCCGACACCAAGCUGGACGAGGUGGUGGGCUACUCGAUCGCGGGGCUGGGCUUCUACUCGCAGCUCAAGUACGGCUUCUCGCUGCCCUUCCCGCUCAACUGGAUCUUCUUCCCGCUCGACAUCGUCGAGUGGUACAUCCGCUGGACCUUGACCUCGUAGCGCAGUGGAGGAGGCUGCUGGUCGCUUUGCGCCCCUCUGGAGCGCGAGGCUUGGCGCGGAGCCUAGGGCGGAGCCGCACCGCGCCAGCGGCCCGUGUCGUAGGUCGCGAGACGAGACCCACCUUUGUAUGAUCAGGAGAGAGGAGAGAGGGAAGAGGCAUUUGUCCGUGUCUCAGCGUGUGCUCGAACGUGCGACACGAGUGUGAUGAGUUCAUGAGAUAGCGGGGCGAGGGAGAGAGGCCUGUCCGUGUCCGCUUCACCUCAUCAUCUUGUAGACCCCAGCCACGUCAUAUUGUCCCCAUGGUUUUC
Molecule: messenger RNA, 1408 nt
Organism: Emiliania huxleyi CCMP1516
Lineage: Eukaryota; Haptophyta; Isochrysidales; Noelaerhabdaceae
Exons: 3
Coding region: 78-1100 (340 amino acids)
Source: RefSeq, a predicted model, not a curated record